AGAAUUAAAAUAAAUUAUAAAGUACAAGUCAUGAGCAAAUUCAUAAGUAGAAUAAAAUAACCAAUGGAACUUGUGAUACCUUAUCAUCGAGAUACAUAAAUAGUAACGCGCGGACAUCGUGAACUAUUGACCUUCCAUUAGUUAAUUCGGUAAAUAGUAUUGAAAUAAAUUAAACAUGAGCACAGAAGCUAUCGCAUCGAAGCCAAAGACAGACGUGAUAUCUAAAAUGAAUAUACCAAAGAAUACCACAUCAAAAACAAAUGUUCAUAAAGUGACAAAAACUAUUGUUACAUCUCCGAAUAUUUAUAAACCAGUGGGACCAUACAGUCAAGCAAUUUUAGCAGACAAGACUUUGUAUGUGUCUGGUGUGCUGGGGAUGGACCCUGAGGCCCAGUUGGUGUGUGGUGGUGCCGAGGCCCAGACCCGACAGGCUCUCGAUAACCUCCGACAUGUGCUCGAAGCGGGUGGAGCUUCACUCGAGUCCGUUGUGAAAACAACUAUAUUACUUGGGAAUAUGGACGAUUUCCAAGCUGUAAACCAGGUUUACGCUGAAUAUUUCCCUAAAGACUGCCCGGCUCGCGCCACCUAUCAAGUAGGAAAGUUGCCGCUUGGCGCCGCGGUGGAGAUCGAAGCAAUCGCCCUAAGCGGCGACCUGGUGGUAGCAGAAGCAGGACCUUGUCCGUGCGCACGUACUUAGAUAACUUUGUCCGGUGUUUUUAAUGUGGAACCAACAAAUUAUAUGCAAAAAUCAAUAAUUCCAGAAACAAAUAAGUUUGUGCCUGUCUGUAAUUUUCUCAAUGUAUUUAUAUCCUCUCGUAAUAUACAAUUUUAAAAUCA
Ostrinia furnacalis (Asian corn borer) is the source of this 837-nucleotide messenger RNA. RefSeq names its product reactive intermediate imine deaminase A homolog UK114 (gene UK114). The record is from RefSeq and is a predicted model, not a curated record. Lineage: Eukaryota; Metazoa; Arthropoda; Insecta; Lepidoptera; Crambidae. Gene Ontology annotation, cellular component: cytosol; mitochondrion. The transcript is spliced from 3 exons. Gene Ontology annotation, molecular function: deaminase activity. Bases 176 to 697 code for a protein of 173 amino acids.